Anthonomus grandis grandis is the source of this 5565-nucleotide messenger RNA. RefSeq lists its product as uncharacterized. Lineage: Eukaryota; Metazoa; Arthropoda; Insecta; Coleoptera; Curculionidae. The transcript is spliced from 28 exons. The record is from RefSeq and is a predicted model, not a curated record. The coding region runs from base 102 to 5540 and encodes 1812 amino acids.
UAAACUGUCACCAUCGCCGUUUAUGUAGAAAAAACUCUCACAAAAGCCAUUUAGAAAGUUCAAACAGGAAUUUGCUCGAGGAAAUUCACAGUUAAACAAGCAUGUCACACUACAUGACCCAAAAACCGGUCAUUUUAAGUAAGCAUAAAAUAAACGUUAUUGCACAUGGGCGACCAUUAAGCCCUAUUGGAUCGAUUAGAUCGAUUAGCCCUUAUGUACCAAGAUGUGUUAAGAGUAAUCCAGACAAAGAAAACCAUGGGCGCUCUUUACCAUCUUUGCGAUCUGCAUCCACAAUAUCGACAGCAGAUUAUCAAAGAACUGCACAAGACAAUUUGUUAUCUAUUAGUAAUAAUUUAAGUAAUAUGCUGCAAGAGACUUUUUCGGGCAUAGAUAAUAUUUGCCAAAAAGUCAGAUUGUGUUUAAUAGAAACUAAUGCUCUAAGUACUCCUGAAAGUCAGCACUUUUUCUCAGUAACGAAAAGUCGCAUUGAAAGCAAACUGAGUGUAUGUGAAGAAGAAAAUGAAGUAUUGGACCCUAAAAAUCCCAGUCUUAGUGAGUCUGAUCCAAUAAUUACUGUUGCUGAAAUAAUAGAAGAAAAUGUUGAAGAAAAACCCGACAUCGAAAUUAAAGAAGUUAAAACUGAAGAGGAACCUUUAAAGAAACCUAAAAGGAGCAAUAGCUUGACACCCUUUUUUACCAUCCUGAAUCCUACAACGCUCUCGGCCGAAUCGGUCGGUGUCAAAUCGAUGUCGUCCAAACUGAUGCUUUCACGCAAAUGUACCGCUGAAAAUUUAAAACAUACAAUGAAGGAAGUCGAAAAAUUGACCAACUACGAAAACUUUUUAACCUCCAUGGUUGACGAUAUCAACAGAGAAAUCGAUGAAUGCUACUCAAACUGUCAAAAGAUGGGUGGAGACACAAAAAAGAAUAAUAAAAAACUUAAAAGGCCAAAUACGUCUCCUGUGCAAGGGAACGUUGAUGGCAAUUGUCAAAAAUACACUAAUACCGCAGCCUUAAAUGUCCUUAAGAAAAUUAAGAAAAUUCAUAAAGAUGGAAACGAAGAACAUUUUUCAGACAAUGAUUUGCUUUCUAAGUUGUCACCAAUAAAUCUUAAAAGCAGACAUCCUGUUCUAAUGAAUGAAAAGACAGAUUUUUCAUACCCUGAUGUAUAUCGUAAAAGAGCAAUAACUAAUCUAUUUGGAAGAAUGCAGGCUCAACUAGAGGCCAACGACAGUUUCAUCUUUUUUCAAAAAUUAAUGGCCAAAAACAGAAAAAAUUUUGAAAAAAAUAGACCAAUGUCUAGCGGAUCACGCCAAAGUCUGAAGAACUCUAAAAUAAAACAGCCAAUGCAGUACCUAGUUAGCCAAAAAGCUUUUGAAAAACGACAAAAUGAAUCUUCGAUGCGGAAAAAAUCAUUGACCGAAUUUUUAAGUAAAAAAUAUCAUGACAGCCUAUGGUUUAAGAAACAGGGAAAACUUGCAAGAAAAGAAAAACACAAAAAGAAACAAAUUGAGACAAUAAAGAAUAGUAAAUUCUUAACAAAAAAUUAUAGUAUCGAUAGUACUAAUAGCUUACCAUCAUCUAGGCAGACAAAUAGAAGUACAUCAAAACGAUCCUCAAAAGAGAGUAGUGUCAGUCUUAAUGUUUUUUUAGGAACAUUAUCUAAAUAUGAAGUAACAGUUACAAAUAAUCAACCCCUUUCCAACUCCGAAAGAUGCAGAAUACACUGGAUGAGAACGAAAUAUUCGCAGUUAAGUCAUAAAAGGUUAAAAUAUCUAGAUAUUCUGGAUGAUAUAAGUGAGAAAGAUAUUUUGCCUUUUAAAGCUGAAUAUCCAAGAAAAGAUGAAAUUAAUAACACAUCACGCAAUGUUAAAGACUCCUAUUUAUACCAAAUGAUGUAUGGAAAUGCCAAGGAUAAAGCUUGGACUGAAUUAAUCGAGCCUAGCACGAAAGGAUCAAAUGAAAACUUAAAACUAUGUAGCGAUCUUCCAGUUACUCAAAAUGAUAAAAAUGAAAGGCAACAGAUUGAACAUGACAAAGCUCAGGUUAUCAGGACGCUCUCAAAAUACAUCUUCAAUCACAAAAGUCCAAGUACAAUUUUCACAGUGAUGCCUGUUCACGUAUUUUAUGAUAAUCCGAGGCUUAAUAAUGGCCCUAGAAGAGCGGAAGUCGUGCCACAAAAGUUGCCCUUACCACCAAUGAAAGAAACAAAAGAAGUCGUUAAAAAGGCAGAAUGGAUGACGGAUUUAUGUAGAAGGCAAAAGCCGAUGAAAGUGGUAUUUGAUCCAAUUCUACGAAAAAUCGAAAAGGAAAUUCGAAUAGUAUCUGGAAGGAAUGAAAGAAAGCGAUCACCUCCCAGGAUGAAUCUUACUAGUUCUUGGUCUCCAAAAAAUUUUAGUAAAUUCUGCGCUCCACAUAAAACAGCUGGUGUUCGAACAGGAUCUGUAAAUAUUGAAUCUCUUCAGAUGGUGCAACAACCUAGUAAACAUGUAAGAACAGCUCCUAUCAAUGAGAAUCAGAGUACUGCAGGCCUUUCCAAAGGAACCGCAGAUUCACACCACCCAGUAGUUCCACCAUUAUGGAAUUCCACUCAAGGGAUUAAUUCUGCCGUGACAAAAAAAGAUACAAUCAAAGGUAUUCAAAAAGAAUUGGACCAGCAAGUAGCCAAAUCAAAAGAUGAUAGAAAAAGAAAAAUAUGGGAGAAUAAAUAUGGCAAAUCUGUUGGGCAAAAACUGUUAAAUUUUAUAGAAAAACAGCCCAGUGCUUAUCAGACUCCCAUUCCAAAGUAUGCUUUGCCAAAGACAGUCAAGGAUACGAAUAGGCAAAAGCAAAUGUUGAACCAACUUCUUUCACUUAAGCAAAAAAAUGAUGAUAUUCAAGUGAAUAUUCAGAAAGCAAUUGGAGUAAUUGAACAAAAAAUGGUGGACAUCCUUGGAAAACCAGCAACUCAAGGUAUGGAAGCUUUUGAUCAAAUGGAGAAAGAAAUAUCUGACGUUUUAAGCCUAAUGAAAACAAAUAUUCCAAGGAAAAAUUGUAAUGAUAACGUAGACAGCUAUUGUAAUGAUAUUGAUCAAAUUUCAAAGGAGCUUUUUACGAAGUUGGAUAAAAUAUUAGAAUCGCCAGUGCUUACAUCAGAGAAGAGCAGUGAGCAUAAUUCAUCUAGAUGUAAAAAAAGAACUAAACAAAGAUUUGCCAGAGAUAGGUCGCAAACUGCUGAUAUGAAGCAAGUUUGUUUUAGUUCUACUUCUGCUUCGGGAGAAGAGAAAUUUACCAUCACAGGGAUCUCUCCCAGAAAAUCGACAAAAAGACCCAUGCGUCUUUUAAAUUCUUCUCAAAAUGCGGAUCUGGAAUUAUUAAAUGUACAGAAAUUGCGAGAUGAAAUUCAAGCUCAACGAUUGAAAAACUGCAAUGAACUUACUGAUGCUAAUGAGAACCCUAAUCAAGUAACAGAAUCAAUUAAUAGCAUUCCUAAAAAUCUACAUACAAGUGAUAUCAAGCCAGUAGUUGAGCAGGUGGUGAAUUUAGCAUUGUGCAGCGUACCUAAAGGAGGCUUUGCUGGAGACCAACCUGAAAAGCGCAAAAAAAGUAUAAAUAUUGAAAGUCCUGUUAAUUAUAGUAUUGAAGAUGAUGAUGAAUCAACGCACUCAAAGGGAUAUGGAGAUUCUGGUAAUAAACCUUUUGAACCACGCUGUGAGAAAGCUGACGCUAAUGGAGAUGUAACUGUCAGUCAAAUAGGAGAAGUUAUACAGGAAACUAAAAUUGAAACAGAGCUUGAGAAAAAUUCUAAUCAAACAUUAAUUUUAAAUGACCAAACCCUUCCAGAAGCCAAUAAAGAUAUAAAGGAAUUAGCUGACUUAUAUUACACACCUGCGACCUCCCCGAUUUGUAACAUACGGGACACGUUUCAAGUUUUGCCUCAAGAGCCUGAUAUAGGAUCUACAUGGCAACAGGAACCAGAAAUAUUGAAUGAUUUCACCAAAGAUUUCCCAGUGAAAGAAUCUGCAGAGGUUGAAGAUGUAACUUGUGAGCAACCUUCUCGUGAAAGUAUGCAAGAGCUACAGGAUAUAUCUGAAAGUGUAGCAUUGCAACUAUCGGAAAGUAGUGAAGAUGGGCAUAGUACAACAAGCCUUGAGAAGGACGAAUUUUAUAAAAAUGUUACCAGGAUAAUCACAAGAGUAGAAACGGUAUAUUCGCAGCUAGAUGAAUUUGAAGAGAUUUUAUCCAAAGAAGAAGAACAACAGCAACCUAAGAUUCCAAUAUUUCAGGAUUCAUUAACAAAAAAUGAAGAAAUUCCUCCUGAUACUUUUCUGACCCCUUUCAUGCAUGAUGUUAAAAACCUUAGACAAGCAAUUACUGAUAAAACAAGUCCCAAAAAUUCACCAAGAAUAUGCAGAAGUCCAUCAUUUUUUAACGUUAUCAAUUUAUUGGAUAAUCUGACUGAUAUUAAGGGGGAAAUGCCCAUUGAAGUUUACACAGCAAGAGUUCUAAACACAGCACUCUUAUGCCACAUUCCACAAACAUUUUGCUUCUCAUGGAUACAAAACCCAAUCUCAUAUAGUUCGACUGAACUCGCGCACUCAAAGGUUCCAAUGAAAAAAAAAUCUGGAUGCCUCAAAAAUCCGUCAAGCCUCGUAAACAUGAACACAUCGCCGUCGAAAAGUAAGCAGAAAGUUAGCUUUUUACUUCAGAAAGAACACAAGGCCUCUCAGGUGACCAUUUGUGCUGUGCAUGCUAAAUUGUCUACUGAACGCGUGUUAAGCUCUGAUAAUUCCACGUUGACUAGUAAUUCGUAUCAGUCGAAGAAAGACCAACAAGUUAGCGCGUACUUAAAUGCGCAAGAAAGUAGAAGUGUUGAUAAUAUAAUGUCACUAAAUGAGGAUGUCACAUUACAAACUACUACUGAGUACAGCGAAGAAAUUGUUAAUAAACUUGAGGAUCCAAUGCCUGAACAAGUGGUUCAAAAAACUCAGGAAAAUAUUCAAAAACAUGACGCAGAUGAAAAUGAAAAUAAGAAAAAUGUAGUCGAAAUAUUCAGAAGUGGAAAUCCAGAAGAAGACGGCAAAGAAAAGAUUAAAAUUUUUCACGAUACCUUUGUGAAGGAUAAGGACGUUAUCAAAGAAUGCCUUAAAGGCUUCUACAACGACCACUUUAUUACGCAAGCAACGAACUCGCAAAAUCAAAACUUUAUUGUUAAAAAACAUGAUGGCAGUGUGGACAAAUUGGUUAAAAGUAUGAAUUCAGAAAUUUUAUACAAUGAGAUUCAAAAAGAGGCGCAUUUGCUGCAAACGCCUAAAAAUGUGAAUCAUUUUAUAGACUCGAAUCUACUUAAAAGGGCCAUAACAGAAAGGCAAAACCUGAGAAUAAUGAAAACCAGAAAUUUAUGCUUAUCAUUGCAGCAAAAAAUAAGUCAGGACGAAAUAUUAGAUAGUAGUGCAGGUAUAAGCAGUGGGAAAAAGGAGGGGCUGAUUAAAGGGUUUUAUGCCUUUGUGUACUUGCUAAUGUUUACGGCAUUAAAUUUAGAGUAUAAAUGUGUCCAGUGAUAAAUAAAUAAAUAAAAAGUCGAAA